Auanema sp. JU1783 is the source of this 2997-nucleotide messenger RNA. The record is from the annotation of a GenBank genome assembly. Lineage: Eukaryota; Metazoa; Nematoda; Chromadorea; Rhabditida; Rhabditidae.
AUGUUUUCAACGUUACAUCAUUUAUCUCAAACAACAACACAGUUAGCGGAAGGCUACACAGAUGAUUUACUUAAUAGCAAAUAUGAUAAUGCCAGAGUCUCUAGACCCACAUCACAGCUUUCUGGAACUUCGCUGGGGUCAAAGUAUCGCUUUUCUUCUUUUUCUGUGUUAGAUAUGCUUUCACAUACAUCAAGGUUAGGUAGUAUCACUGGUGAACGACGAGCAACACAAGCUUUCAUAGGUCCACCUCCUGUUACAUUAUUCGGAAAAGCUCGAUAUUACUAUGAUAAAUGGGGAAUGAGAAAUUAUGCUCCAACAAUUAUAUUAUUACUGUAUACUAUUAUGGGUGCUUGGACAUUCUAUGUAGCUGAACAUGAUUAUGAGAAUAAGCUACGAAAAAAAGAAGAAAGUGAUUUAAACUUCUUACGCAAUGCAACUAUCAAUUCGUUGGCCAAAAUAAUAAAUGGAGGAGAAUCUAGGAAAGGGGCAGUGAAGUCUAGGGAUAUUUUGAUUCGAUAUGAAAAUGAGUGCAAUAGGAUAAAGCUGCCUGAUGGAUUAGAGUGGGAUAUGUGGGGAGCAUUGUUUUAUGCUGGAACUAUUUAUACAACAAUUGGUUAUGGUAAUAUAGCUCCACGUACUGUUGUUGGAAGAUCUCUCACUGUAGUAUAUGCUAUCAUUGGUAUUCCAUUAGUUUUAACAAUUCUAUCACAGUAUGGUCAUUUUUUGACUGAUAAAGUGACGUUAUGGUGGCAGAACCACAUAAGCGAGAAGAAAGCUAAGAAGUAUAGAGAGAAGCUAGAACAUGAAUGUGACAAGAAGAAAUCUAUGGAUACGAUGGAUAUCGAUCUAGAAUCUGGUCAACAUUCAUUGCGUAAAGAGGAUGAGGAGGAAGAAGAAGAAUCCAGAACUAUACCUGUUUGGUUAGCGUUGUUCAUUUGUAUUGCAUGGAUAUGCAGUUGCUCUGCACUCUUUCUGUUCUGGGAAGAGAAAUGGACUUUUUUUACUUCUUUGUACUUCUUUGUUAUUUCGUUAUCAACUAUAGGAUUGGGUGAUGUCGUACCAGACUGCCCUCGAAUGUUAAUUUUGAUGUUUUGGUUAGUAAUUGUUGGUUUAUCUAUCGUAUCUAUGCUCUUGUCUGUUAUACAAAUUAAGCUUGAAGAAUGGCUCUGCAAGUUGAAGAUAAGAAUGCAGAAAAAGUACAAAGAGGCGAUUCAACGAGGUCUGGCCAUGGGUGAGGGACAACUAUUGAAAGAUAUAAUGGAUAACGAAGGAAUUUUCGCGCAAUGCGUACUUUCUAACUUGAUAACUGAGAAGCAGGCGGCAGACGUUGAACACACGGCUGAGCAAUUCGAAAGACUUGUUAGAGAGCAAAACAAUAAAAAUAUUCAGACAGAACCUCCACCAAUCUGUAUGACAGGUACUCAGGUUGAAGCAACAGCAAAUAGUAUCGCUUGUGAUCCAAUCAGUAUAGCCCUGCCCCACAAUCAAGAAACUCAAUGGUCUCAUCAGCAAACACAAGAGAUUAUCCCUCUACGUGAUAUCGCUUCUGAUGAUCAAGAUUCUAUUUCUGACGCUACCAGUCUACCUUUAGACUCUGUUAGCUUACAAUGCAAGACUCCAGCUGGUAAGUUGAGUCCGCGUAAAGUCAAUUUCUGCCAAGGCUGCUCGAAAGAUCAAGCUGACUUCGAAGUCUGUCGAGAAGUUCAGACAGACAUAGCCCAAUUCCAACUUGAUGAGAUUAUAUUACGUCUAGCAGCAUUACAACAUAACAAAGCUAAUCCGAUGUUGGUUGAUAGAAGCACCUCAGCCGGAUCUCAACAAUAUUUGGAUGAAAGUGAUAUCCGAAGAGAAUUAACGGACCGUGAAAUUAUGGCCGAAGUUCUGAGCGUUAUGAGUGGUAGCAUGGAUGAACGCUUCAACGUGGAUCAAGGAAUGAACACUUCCUUCUAUUCGACCCAAAGCCGAGGAAAUGAUCCCAUUUUUUCCCAUUUGCAACAAAACCGAGGCACUGAUGCUCGCUGUUCAGCGUUGAUAUCUACAAGCAUCGAUACCGACAACGAUAUGCAAGACAAAAGCGUUGAAACAUCAAUACAUUAUAACGUUGAUAGAUCAAUUGCAACUGAUGAAGUCAAGAGAACGAACGCUCUGACUUCACCAAUACCUCUCAGUAAAAGCCAAGAUAUCGAAUUCGAUGAGCGAUCCAUUCAAACAUCUACUAGAGAAGAUUACAAGAGUGAUGGACAGGAUCGUUCUAUUCAAACUUCUCUUCUACUCGAACUCACAGAACCCAAAGCAAAACUGGUCUCAAAGACGUUUGAUAUCUAUGAAAGUGACAAAUCACAAGCUGAUCGUUCAAUUCAAACAUCCUAUAGAGAAAAUGCUGAUAGAAAUACAUCACCCAUUAAUCAAAGUACAACUGCUGCUAUCCAAACUGAAUCAAAUAGAGAAAAAGCAUUGGCGGCAAGAAGUGUCGGAAGUAGUUAUGAAACAGAUUCCAGGGAAGGCAAUGAUAGCAAUGAUGAAAAGCGGUCCGAAAUGGAUAGUAGUAGAAUGUGUCGAUCAGUUGUGACAAGCAUGACUGGAAGUUCGCAGUUAGGAGUGACGCAUAGAGCACGCUCAAGCUCAACAUCUGGAUUGGGUAACAGCAUUUAUGAUGAUGACUUAAGACAAGAAGUCAUUAUACAGACAGAUGACUCUUAUCUAAAAAUAGCACGUAGAUUGGAUGAAUACCGUAAUAACAAGACGCAGUUCCUUCCAGUUUGUGCUGCUUCACCUCUACUAAGUCGAGAGGUUGAGCCAUUCAAAACUGACCGACCAUCUGAACGUCGUGGAUUUUUCGUAGAUUCAAUGCAAAACAUGAGAAAGCGAUCGUCUAAUAGAGGAAGAAGGAAGCUCAGCAGAAUGCAUUCAAUAAAUAGAGAAGCACAAACUACUGAGGAGAUAGAAGAAGAAGGUGAACCGAUGAAUCCCAUGCGUUUGGUUACGAAACGCAAAUAG